UUCACGGCCAGGAGCUGGCCCAUCCCCUGAGCAAAGGCAGCCUGGACAUGACCGGCAGGCGAGGGAGGAGGAAUUUGGAUUCCCUUCGGAGGCGCCGACCCCUCCUCCGCCCGGUGCGAGCGAGGCGGGGGGAGCCCGGCCGCGGCCGCUCACUUCCAGCGCGGGCAGCCGGCGCUGGCCAGCUCCUGCCGGGGACCCGGCCAGUGUCCCCCGCGGCUGGCUCCCACGCCGCCCGGGCACCGAGGGGAUGCAGCAUCUCCAGCGCCGGGACGGAUCCGUGCUGCAAUGAGAUCUGAGCCUUGACGUGAAGACCUUAACAAAAAGAUCUUCAGAGAGUGUGUGCUUCAGCCCUAACAAUAGUAUUAACAAGCAAAACGUGACCAAAGCUGAACAUUAAGAGAGACGAUGGCUGUCAAUUGGAAGAUCUGCUUCUUCGCUCUCAUAUUGCUUCCAGUGGUUACAGCAACCCAUUCCAAUUGCAUCAUUAAAAAGGAGCAAGAGACCUGUCUAGAGAAGAUACGGAGGGCAGCUGCCCUGAACCCUUUCAAUGACUCUUCUCCAGGAUGCCCAGGAAUGUGGGACAAUAUUACAUGCUGGAAACCUGCAAGUGUGGGUGAAAUCGUCUUUGUCAAGUGUCCUGCACUGUUCAGGUUUAUCAUCUCUGAAGAUGGUUGGGAAGUAGACAAUUUGGGCCAAACCCAUGCAGGUGAUUAUGACCUGCUGGAAAGCACAGCCCAGUCUCCCCUAGGGGACAUCAGCAGAAAUUGCACUGAAGAUGGCUGGUCUGAACCUUUUCCUCAUUAUUAUGAUGCCUGUGGCUUUGAUGAAAAUGAAACAGAGUCCGAUAACCAGGAUUACUACUACCUAUCUGUGAAGGCUCUGUACACGGUGGGAUACAGCACUUCUCUUGUUUCCCUCACCACCGCCAUGGUGAUCCUGUGCCGUUUCAGGAAGCUUCACUGCACUCGAAAUUUUAUCCACAUGAACCUCUUUGUUUCAUUCAUCCUACGUGCAAUAUCUGUCUUCAUUAAAGAUGGGGUUCUUUACGCUGAACAGGAUGGCAACCACUGUUUUAUCUCAACGGUGGAAUGCAAAGCGGUGAUGGUGUUUUUUCAUUACUGUGUCAUGUCCAACUACUUCUGGCUUUUUAUUGAGGGAUUGUACCUUUUCACUUUAUUGGUAGAAACCUUUUUCCCAGAGAGGAGAUAUUUCUACUGGUACACUAUUAUCGGCUGGGGUACCCCAACGAUUUGUGUCACUGUCUGGGCAGUGCUGAGACUUCACUUUGAUGAUACUGGCUGCUGGGACAUGAAUGACAACACUGCCUUGUGGUGGGUGAUCAAGGGUCCUGUGGUUGGAUCAAUUAUGAUAAAUUUUGUGCUUUUUAUUGGCAUAAUUGUGAUACUUGUGCAGAAACUCCAGUCACCUGAUAUCGGGGGCAAUGAAUCCAGCAUUUACUUCAGCUGCGUUCAGAAAUGCUACUGUAAACCUAAGAGGGCUAACCAGCACUCUUGCAAGAUGUCAGAACUAUCCACCAUUACCCUGAGGCUGGCUCGCUCUACACUACUGCUUAUCCCCUUGUUUGGAAUUCACUACACGGUGUUUGCUUUUUCUCCUGAAAAUGUCAGUAAGCGGGAGAGACUAGUGUUUGAAUUGGGACUGGGAUCUUUCCAGGGGUUUGUUGUUGCUGUUCUCUAUUGUUUCUUGAAUGGGGAGUUUCUCCCUAAAGGUGCAAUCAGAAAUAAAGAGAAAAUGGAGGAGCUGGAAAGUCAACCGGUAUUUUGCUGUGGAUUUCAAACAUCGUCAUCCUUCUCUAGCGAGCAGCGGAGUGAACGGGGGGACACAACUCUCCAUUCUGAGCAAGAGCAGCUCUCAGAUUCGGAUGUCCAGCAUAAAUGCGGAGAACCUAGCGACAUGAGCAGCUAAGGAAAACAAAUCAAUCAACAAGCAAACCAAAAACCAUCCCUCUAAAAUGAAAAGAAAAAAAAAAAAUCAUAGUUUUGGUGGUGGUGUAGGUCUCCUUUCCCUUUCCCUUUCCCUUUCCCUUUCCCUUUCCCUUUCCCUUUCCCUUUCCCUUUCCCUUUCCCUCUCCGUCUCCCUCUCCAUCUCCCUUCCCUUCCCUGAUGUUUGAAGAGGUGAAAAAGCAAAAGAAACGUGUGUAUAUAUCUCUUUUUAACAAUCACUGUAAAUACCCAGCCGUACUCGAGGCCAUUAAUGGAAAAAUGUUUCAAAGACAGCCAACAGGCCAAGCCCACCCGCUCAAUGAUUUACAUUUCAGAGCAUCUGCAAGUAGUCCGUUGUCAGUCAAAAGUAACAAGUGAUCGCUGUGCAGUUGUGAUCCUCGGUUGCCAAACUGAUACUAAUCUGUGAAUGGACAUGACCAUUGUUAUUUUUCCAAUUGGUUUCCAUUAUGGUUUGGAUUUGCCUUUUUUUUCCCCCUAGUCAAACGUAUCUCAGCCUGUCCCUGUCUUUUGGCAUGUGAAUUUCUGCAGUGUUUCUCUUUUGAGUCUUAGGAUGGAGCUAACAUGCUUGGGUUAACCAAACCAGCCAAUUUGGGAAGAACAUCAGAAAAUUAAGUUC
Messenger RNA from Falco peregrinus (peregrine falcon), 2580 nucleotides. It is a transcript of the gene ADCYAP1R1, whose product is annotated as ADCYAP receptor type I. The record is from RefSeq and is a predicted model, not a curated record. Gene Ontology annotation, biological process: cell surface receptor signaling pathway; adenylate cyclase-modulating G protein-coupled receptor signaling pathway. Gene Ontology annotation, cellular component: plasma membrane; neuron projection. The transcript is spliced from 17 exons. Bases 406 to 1926 code for a protein of 506 amino acids. Gene Ontology annotation, molecular function: peptide hormone binding; G protein-coupled peptide receptor activity; vasoactive intestinal polypeptide receptor activity. Lineage: Eukaryota; Metazoa; Chordata; Aves; Falconiformes; Falconidae.